Lachancea nothofagi CBS 11611 is the source of this 4785-nucleotide messenger RNA. NCBI's taxonomy places the organism in Eukaryota, Fungi, Ascomycota, Saccharomycetes, Saccharomycetales, Saccharomycetaceae. The record is from the annotation of a GenBank genome assembly.
AUGCCUCCUUUAUUACCAUCGCCGGUUUCUGACCAUGCAACAAGCCUCCCGAAGAUCGAUCCUGACCUGGAAGCUACAUUAUCAGAGUGUGAGAAGAGAGCAAUGACGCUGGACUGCAGGACUGGUGCCAGCGUGAUUCUGGCAAGAUCUUCUAUUUUUGUAUAUGGUGGUUUCACGGUACCUUUAGAUCUCGCGGAGGUAAAUUCAAUUUCUGUACAGCAGGAGCUCAUUCUGUAUUUUGCUCGCGAAAGCAAGUCUUCGGGCAGUUUUCAGAACCUUGGCGAUUGGAUAAGUCGAGAAACUUUUUUCUUAGAUCUUAUCUCGCGAAAAUGGGAACGCGUUGUGACUGACGAUGGCUCAUCGCCCCCAAUUGAGGAAUUUGCAGAUGAUUCUUGUCAUAACAAGAUGAAGGAACGCGUGUUCCACUCUAUGUGUUACCAUGAUGGUCAUCUGUACGUCUUUGGUGGCCUUGUGGUAUCUCCGCAAUCGGGCUACGAACUGAUUGCAUCUAACGAGCUUUGGACAAUGGAUUUGCGAACCAAAACUUGGAAACAAAUCAGCAGCAAUCCUUCCAUUACCAGGCGCUUUAAUCACAACAUGCAUCUCGUUCCUGGUACAGAAGAAGCGGGAGAUACUUUAAUUUAUAUCGUGGGUGGUCUCAAUAAUCUGGAUCGGCCAGUACAUGUUGUCGAUGUAUAUAACUUGACGCAAGACAGAUGGGAAUCCUUAGAUGACGAUUCUUCCACCGCAGAUACUCAGGAAAUUGUCACUAACAUCAAUGGCCAAAACACACACCUGGUCCAAUACUCUAAUUUCUCUCUACUGAUACGAGACCAGAUGUCCAAUACUCCGCUGAUAGCCAUGUAUUCGCCAGGUGAAGGCGAAGACGAUAGUAAUAUAAGCCCGCUUGUUGUUCAACCACUAGUACCGGGUCCAAACGGGCACCGGAUGCCCGUCUUUCAAGGACUUAAUGGGUCAGAUCGUGAGAGACACAAGGUUCCAUUCAAUUUGCAACACCCAUCGGGCGAUUAUUUUGGUCAUAACAUCAUUGUUUCUGGCUUUUAUCCAGACACUCAGCCGUCUAAUUUCCACUGUUUUACUUAUAACAUCCCGACUGGUAAGUGGACGGAAAUAAAUACGGUUUGCGAUGACCCUGAUGGCGAAUCUCACCGCUUGUGGCAAUUAUUUGUUUGGCAUUCUCAUCACAAGGUCGUGUUGCUGGGUACGAAAGAAGCAGAAAACUAUCUACCCAGCGUUCAAAGGUUCAGCAGUAUCAUGUGUAUUGCCUUACCAAUGAUCAACGUGUUUCACAAGGCUAUUAAUCACACCGUGGGUAGAGAUAAAAGCGCAACUGGGUCAGAGUCAGUGAGUUUAGGAAACGAGGGUUUCGAAGGCUACUCUCGCUAUUCUGCGCCUCCAUUGGAAAUAACUACAAUAAGCUCUGUUUUUCCUUCUCAUGCCAUGGCUUUGGGUAAAGACUCUUUAGAGCUAUGUGGACAACAUUUAUCAGACUUCGAAAUCGUAACAGAAGAAGGCGAUUCGGUUAGGGUGCCGAUGUUUUUACUAAGAAAACGAUGGGGAAGAUAUUUCGAUGAAGUCCUUGCAAAUGGCUACUUGAAAGCGUCAAAGGACUUCGAAAGCCGGAAUAGACACAACGAAUUUACCAAGCUUUCUUUGGACUCAACUCAGAAUAAUGCUACUCCUACUACUCAACAUUUCGAUAGCACGAGUUCGAAAGGUGUAAGGGGCUCAUCCUCUCAGGGUUCUCUAGAUGCAAGUUCCACAAAGGGUGAGACGUUUCAGGCCUCUCAGCCACUCUUUCCACUGAUAUCAAGAAAGUCCAGUCCAUUAUUCUUCGCGAACAAACCUAAUCAAGGUGCUAAAUCAGAAACAAACGACAAAAGCGAGAGUAAUGAUAAAUCAAGUCCUGAUCCACAAACCGUACUGCCAAUACAUCACUCAAAAUCGGAUUCCUCGGCAAUAUGCUCGUUCAAUGCUUCUUCAAAAGGUUCUAGAGAGCAACCGCAUACUGUCAAAAGCGGACAGUCCGCUAAUUCCGCUCUAAAUAAAAUAGCAAGUUCUUCGAGCGGAAUGGUUUUUCGUCUGCCGUUUCAAGAAGGGAGCGGCGGGUCCGCUCUUCCUCUUCCCGUUCUACAAGCACUCAACAAUGAUUCAAGCCGCGUGGAAGGUUCAGAAAAACAGCUGGGCCCUCCAAGUCGCAGAAAGUCUUCUACGUCUUCCCCGUUCAUGUUUGAUGGAGGCAACUCCAGUUUUCUUCGUAGGGCUUCCCACCCAGCUAUCAUGAGUUCGGAUGACAAAAUCAUAAUACCAACCUCUAUACCGUCCCAGAGCCCUUUCUGCUCACGCAAAGCGUCGCUGACUUCCCAAAACAGCUCCAUAUCUUUUGUCAGUUCGGCUUCUGAUAGAAUGGGUAAUGCUGCACAUCGUCGAGCUUCGCAAGAUAGCGGAAUGACAAGCUCUACGUUGAACUCGCUGAGCUCUCAAAUACCCCCACCGCAGCCAAUGCCCACCGAACCCAUUCCAGUGGCCCCUCACCACUCUCAUAUCGACACCACUGCGUCUUUCGUAUCUGCGAGGAACAGCCCACUUUCCUCGCGGAGGUCAUCUUUGUACCACGAGCUGCUGCGACCAGGGCUGAACUCAUCGGUUUCGCAAUCUCUCCUCGGGAUACACGAGAGCCAAGUUUCGGAUAACAAUACUAUGCUGGAAUCAGAUCCUCACUCAAUACACAAAAGAUCGAUGGAUAGACAAAUACUGGAAGACAACCUAAUAGACGUCGAACUGGAGGCCAGUAGUUCUGCUCACAAAUCUCCUUUAUCGAAGCACAUGAGACAAUCCAGACAAAACAGCUAUACGAAGGCAUCGCUGGAGGGGGACGGUAGCCGCCCAUCGUACUUAUCGAUGGCGGAAAGCGGUGGUAGCACUUAUUGUGAUGCGAUUGGAGAAUUCGAGCCUCUUCUCCUUCCCAGAUCGUUGUACAUGCCUUGGCCGACCACUACUAUCAGAUCUUUUAUCGAAUUCUUUUACACUGGACAAGUAAAUGGCAAGUGGCUGCUGUCACCUGUAGCUCUCAACUUACUGGUAAUGGCUAAGCUUUAUGAAAUACCUCUUCUUUACGAUUUGAUGUCAGAGGCCUUCUAUUCCAUUCUAGGAAAAAAGGAGGAGAGUCUCUUAGCAACGAGUGAAACCUUGAAGCACCUUUUUCUGCUCAAAUACUCGAGGGCGCAUGAUAAAAACGAAGACGCGAUCAAGCAAUCUUUAAAAACGCACGCCGUUUAUCAAGAUUUUUUAGAAUUCGAAGAAUCGCUGCACUCAAUUGACGAUGGUUUCUUUGAUACUCAUCUUUUAAAGAAAAUAAUGAGAAAAAGCUCAGCAAGCAGUUCAGAGAGUGCAGGUGGUGAUGGGGCGGCAGCCCGUGACGGUAAAGAGGGAACGUCUCUCAAUGUUCCAAUUUUGUUUGCGGGAGGACCACGAGGAAGUUAUGAUUCCGUUGGUUCCGCCACUGUCUCUGCGCCCAUGACGGCUGAUCCGCUCAAAAACAGCUCACCCAAGGCAACAGCUACACGUCCACAAAAAGCAAGUUUGGGCAAGGAGGCUGCUUUGAAAAAUUCAUCUCAAAGACACUUAAAUGAUUACACCCUCGAUGGGAACGUAACUGAUGAAAGAACUGACAAAACUAACCGUGAGAAUAGGGCCGAAAAAAUGGAACAACAAACGCUAAGCAACAUGUCACAAAACGAAAAUACUACGUAUUCUACCCAAAUUAUCGAGAUAAAACAGCCAGAAUCUAGCAGUGAAGAUGGCUCUGAUAAAAAGAAAGACGAACACAUACAUCAGAUCCAGACCCAUGUUGAUAAAGGCAAUACUGACCCAAAGCUUUUGGAAAACUCUACAUCCAGUUCAGACUCUGACGAUUUAGGUGCUGGUUUUGGCUUGGCUUCUAGCUCAAAGAUUGACAAGAAACUUCGCCGUCGAGGACGUGAAAAGCCUGUUGAUCCUCUUACCAAAGCAAGCGACUCCGAAGGCUCGUCGUUGAAGAAUAUCAUCGAUUACUUCAAAAAAGGAGACACUUUGUAUAGACCGGAAACCAACACCGUUGAGACACUGACACUCGCCAGCAUGGCCUCUGCCAAUGCUCUCCCUCCUGUGGAUUAUGUUCUUGAGCUAAUUCACGAAACUGCUGCCUUAGUUCAUGAUGUGCGAUUGAUUGUAAGAUGCUUUAGUGUGAUAAAAUUGUCAGAGACAUUGAAAUCGUUGAAGCGACAACUUGAUCAUGAGAUGACACAACUCGAUGAUGAAGCAAGGCGAGCCCGUACCCCUAUAGAGGUGACAUUACUCAGUCCUCGAAGUACGACCGCUAAAUCCGAGGAUCCCGCCUUCCCGACGCCAACUUCUUCCAUGGAGAAGAUGCCUAGGGUAUCUUCGAACCUAAGCCUGGAUAAGAGGAGCCCAAAACCAAACACUUUAGAUGCCGGCCCUAGAAAUACAUCAGCAAUUGAAAGUAAUUCUAGGUUUGCUUCGUCGGAUCAAAGUCUUUCAGAAAAGAGUGAUUCAGCUUCAAUAAACACCAGAAGUUCUAAACAAAGUUCCAGGCCACCAAAAUCAAAGAGGAUGAACUCUCAUCUUGCCGGUAGCGGUCUUACGGGGGCAGCUAUGUUUAUGACUAGCUCGUUUACACCGGUGCCAAGUAAGACAAAAAAAGAUACAUCUGGUUCUACAUCAGCCACUAAGAGUGGUAUACCUUUCUUUGGAAAGCGCAAAUAA